This is a messenger RNA of Octopus sinensis (East Asian common octopus), 832 nucleotides long. Its product is annotated as putative protein TPRXL. NCBI's taxonomy places the organism in Eukaryota, Metazoa, Mollusca, Cephalopoda, Octopoda, Octopodidae. The annotation marks the transcript as partial. The transcript is spliced from 2 exons. The record is from RefSeq and is a predicted model, not a curated record.
AGAAAGUUCACCGUCAUCAAUCAACCACAGAGAAAGUUCACCGUCAUCAAUCAACCGCAGAGAAAGCUCACCGUCAUUAAUCAACCGCAGAGAACGUUCACCGUCAUCAAUCAACCGCAGAGAAAAUUCCCCGUCAUCAAUCAACCACAGAGAAAGUUCACCGUCUCCAAUCAACCACAGAGAAAGUUCACCGUCAUCAAUCAACCGCAGAGAAAGCUCACCGUCAUUAAUCAACCGCAGAGAACGUUCACCGUCAUCAAUCAACCGCAGAGAAAAUUCCCCGUCAUCAAUCAACCACAGAGAAAGUUUACCGUUAUCAAUCAACCGCAGAGAAAAUUCAUCGUCAUCAAUCAACCACAGAGAAAGUUCACCGUCAUCAAUCAACCGCAGAGAAAGUUCACCAUCAUUAAUCAACCGCAGAGAACGUUCACCGUCAUCAAUCAACCGCAGAGAAAGUUCACCGUCAUCAAUCAACCGCAGAGAAAGUUCACCGUCAUCAAUCAACCGCAGAGAAAGUUCACCGUCAUUAAUCAACCGCAGAGAAAGUUCACCGUCAUCAAUCAACCACAGAGAAAAGAAAGUUUACCGUCAUCAAUCAACCACAGAGAAAGUUCACCGUCAUCAAUCAGCCGCAGUGAAAAUUUCACCGUCAUCAAUCAACCGUAAUGAAUGUUCACCGUCAUCAAUCAACCGCAGAGAAAGUUCACCGUCAUCAAUCAACCGCAGAGAAAGUUCACCGUCAUCAAUCAACCGCAGAGAAAGUUCACCGUCAUCAAUCAACCGCAGAGAAAGUUCACCGUCAUCGGUUCACCGUUUUGUUAUAUUUCUAUAA